Pristis pectinata (smalltooth sawfish) is the source of this 4880-nucleotide messenger RNA. It is a transcript of the gene arl3b, whose product is annotated as ADP ribosylation factor like GTPase 3b. The record is from RefSeq and is a predicted model, not a curated record. Lineage: Eukaryota; Metazoa; Chordata; Chondrichthyes; Rhinopristiformes; Pristidae. Gene Ontology annotation, molecular function: GTPase activity; GTP binding. Gene Ontology annotation, cellular component: microtubule cytoskeleton; cytoplasm. Gene Ontology annotation, biological process: cilium assembly. Bases 120 to 668 code for a protein of 182 amino acids. The transcript is spliced from 6 exons.
AGGGAGUGUGCGUGUGGGAGGGAGCGCACCAGAGGCGGGGCCUGGCGGUGUCACGUGAUCCCCACGCAGGUUGCGAGGUGACGCCGCUGCCCAUAGUUACCCGGCGCCGUGAGGAGAAGAUGGGGUUACUGUCAAUACUACGCAAAUUGAAGAGUGCCCCUGAUCAGGAGGUUCGAAUUCUCCUCCUAGGUUUGGACAAUGCAGGGAAAACAACAUUACUCAAACAGUUGGCUUCAGAAGACAUUAGUCACAUCACACCUACACAGGGAUUUAAUAUCAAAAGUGUGCAGUCGCAAGGUUUCAAAUUAAAUGUGUGGGACAUCGGAGGACAGCGAAAAAUUAGACCGUAUUGGAGGAACUACUUUGAAAAUACUGAUGUUCUUAUCUAUGUAAUUGACAGUGCAGACCGAAAAAGGUUUGAAGAAACGGGACAGGAGCUUGCUGAGCUAUUGGAUGAAGAAAAACUGAGUGGCGUUGCUGUUCUUGUUUUUGCCAACAAGCAAGAUUUGCUGACGGCUGCCCCGGCAUCUGAGAUAGCUGAGGGGUUGAACCUACAUACAAUUCGUGACCGUGUCUGGCAAAUCCAGUCUUGUUCUGCACUCACAGGAGAAGGUGUACAGGAUGGGAUGAAUUGGGUCUGCAAAAAUGUCAAUUCAAAGAAGAAAUGAAAUCACCUCCAAGCACCAAGGAAGGAACCAGAUGGACCAUUUCUGAUCUGAUGAUGAUAAUCAAUUGUUACUGACCAAAUUCUCCGCCACUAUUCACAAUUUUAGCUAUGAACCCAGAAGCAACAUCGGGAGUAAUGUAUCUCCAGUACACUACCUGAAUUUUUGGAAUCCUUUUAUAAAUACCAUACAUGUUCUGUCAAUGUUGCUGCAAUACAUCAUUCUGUGCAUCUCGUACUAUCCUUCUGAAUGCAGUAUACUGCAAACUGCAUGGACUGAUGUGUGAUAAUAACUCUUGUUGGACAUGCCCUCAUUUUCUUUGCUAGCAGCUUUUUAAAAAAAAUCACAAUUGUUGGCUGUUUUCCCUCCUCCUAACUUAAUGUUUCUUUUUUUAUGAGACUUGAUUCCCCUUUCCCUUUCCAUUUGUGUAGAUGAAACAUUGUCCUCUGUAUUUCAAAUUCUGCUGAUUUUUGCCCUUUAUAGUGAACUUUAUCCACUUUGCAAUGUACAAUUAAAUAUACAUUUUAAUUGGGAUGAUCUGCCAUGCAGCUCCUCAAGGACUUGUUUUUCCUCUCUGGUUCCUUUGUGGAUGCACAAAGCUCUGGUGCAUCAGUAGUCUAAACUUACUAAAACUGUGGAGGUGCAAGGCAGAUGAGGGUUGUCAGUUGGAUUGGUGUAUGAUUUGGGCUUAUUAUGCAGCCAAUAAACCCCAAAACCAAAAAGACUGGAGUAAAAUUUACCAAAAGGUCUUUUACAACCCGAGUCAAACCAGAAACUAUCCAAAUUUUACACAAGCAUGUUUGGACCACAUGCAACUGACAAGUUGCUUUAGUCAUCUUGAUUUUUCUUUUGCAGAUUUAGUUUAUAGAAUCCAGUUCUUGUGAGGAUUUUGUUUUCACCUCUCAGAUAGGAAAGCAGCAAAGCAAGUGAAUGGCAAAUCUAUAGCAUUAGGGCUUGGCUGAUUUAAAUCCUCAUUAACGAGCUAUGAGCAGAUUUGCCAUUAAAGGGCUGGAGAGGAAGCAGCUGCCCAGCCAUAGAAAUAGAGUAGGGGAGCUACUGCCCAGGACCGAGGGGAAUGGUCGCUGGCAUAAGGUAAGUUCUUAGUGUGUGACCAUUGUGAUUGUCUAUUGUGUUGUGUCAAUGGAGGUACCUGCAUGUUUUGACAUUAUUUAUUUGCUUUAAUUUUGACCAUUCCUUUUGGUUAUUGAGGCACAACACUUAAGGUGUACAUGUCCAGUGUCUGGAAUAUUUUUCUUGCAUUAGUACUGGUUUCUUUAAAUGCAGAUUUAGUGCAAUAAACAGAACCAGCUUUCUCGAUCUAUAAGAUGUAGUUGCUUUUUAAAUGAUGGGGUUAGGAGAAGAGCUGGGGGCAUUUAACACUAGGGAAGUGGAAUGAGCACUUUCAGCUACACGUCUUGGCUUACAACAGAUAGCCUUCCUGCAAAUAAAAUGGGUUGUUUUUGCUAGUAAUAAACAGCCGUGAAUAACUCUAACUAAUUAGGAGUCUGAAAUCUGAUCUUUGGUGCAGUAUCAAGGGCAAAAUAAAAGGGGGAAAAAAGAUUAUUACAGUUGUGUUCAGUAAAAUUAAAAAUAGUUGCCUUGCGCAUGUUGCAACAGUGAAUUGCUGGAAAUCUUCAUUGGACCUUUAAGAUUAUUUUUCUGGAUUUUAAUUACUAUUAGCUGGGAAUGCAUCCUAGUCAGUCCCUGUAGGCAAGGAUAUCCUGUUUAUUCCUGAUUGAAUUACACUACUGUACAUUUUCUAAGCCACAUCAUCCUAAAUUAAACUGUGUUGCAGUAGCCAAAAUACUAUCUGGAGAAUGAUCCCUAGAUUGCCUUGACUUUGAAAAAUUUGAAGCACUCACCAAAUUUCCUCUAAUCAUCUUGCAGAUUUGUUCUGACUCCAAUAUAUUUCUGUCUCUCCAUGAUUUUUAUGAAGGAAAUGCAAAGCCCUGAAUCUUUGGAAUGGUAUAGCUUGGUAGAGUUGAAGAGACCGGAGAUAGUUCAAACUGUCUUUCUAUCCUUUGGGAAAUGAUUGUUGGUGCACAGGUCUCUAGGAGCCUACAGUCGGUGUCAUGGCUCAGUUCAACCUAGUUUUUCAGUGUGUAGAUUAUUGUGACGUUGAUUAUCAGAAGUCAAACAUGUUACAUGAUUGUAUGUUUGUGUACAAGUGCUUGGCAGCAGCUGGAGCUGUAUCUUGUGGCAGAGCAGUCUGAGCUUUAACUUGAUAUUUUCCUGUCAGUAUUAAGUUAGUUAUGAUUUAAAAGAAAGUUGUUCCCAUGGAAAUGGGCUUAAGUAAUAGAUGACAUAAGGCUUUCUUCAUGAGAUCUCUAUUUAACCAUGUUACUUGUCAUGGUACUUCACAUGUCACUAGUAUGCUGUUUUGCACUGUUCUAAACUGUUUUUAUUGAAGUCCAUCUUUCAUUCCAAAGUUUGUCUCAGUGAACGUUUCGUACAUAAGUUUUUGUAGUUGCUUUUCGUGCUACUAAAAGUUAUUCAAAGGCAAGUCUUCUCUCCAUCUCAUUGUUCUUCACAGUGGAACACAGCUGUUUUAUGAAAAUCAAUUCCUUAAGUGGUGUAAAUCUUUGUAAGUGUUGCUGCAUUUGGUGCUGGGGGGUUUUCAUAAUGAAUGGGAUCACGUGGUUCUAGAAAUUGGCAUAUACCAAUGUUAGCAAUGACACUAAAACACCAAUACUAAUGUGACCAUCACUGGAUUAAGCUAGCAAUAGUUCACUGACAAGCUGAAGUGCUAAUGUUGCUGAAUAAAUUCAGUGAUCACUCAGCCUUCUCUUAGCAAUAACAAUGUGGUCUUUGAUAUUAAAGCAGCUUGGAUUAAGAUUUGCCUGUAACUGUUGAAAACCUGAAAACAACAAAACCGGACAUGAACGCCAGGCCAAACUAUAUUUUUUAAAAAAAGGAUAAGUACAUGUGAUUGGGGAUUUCAUUAGAAAAUAUACUUUACUCUUGAAUGUUAAUGACCUUCUGUUCAUUUCAAACUUUUUUUUCCAAUUCUGCAUAUUGAAUGCAUGAUUGCUAAUUAAUAAAAUCUUCAAUUAUCUGCAAACACCUUCUAAAUUUAUUGGGAGAUCCUAUGAAAAUGUUCAUGUUCACUCAUGCAAAUAUGACCUAGAAGUUCUGAACUUGUAAAGUUAGGUGACACGUGAAAACAAAGUUUCCCCACACAGCAUUAAAACUUAAUUUAGUGGAUUUCACCCCUCGCAGAAGCAUUUACAAAAUGCUUCACAUAUAAUGGGGUUCAUUGACCUUCUGCACCCCAAAGCUGCUGAAUCUCAGAAUUAUUGUUUUAGUUAGUCCAAUCUAAACAGUUAAAUUUGUUUUAAAAAGGUACUGAGAACAGCCCUUAUCUCAUGCUAUGAUGGAAGAGCAUGUCAGUGAACUGUUCUGUUAAUUAAGGUACUGAUAUACACAGCAAUUGCUUUAACUAAACCUGUGGAAGAUGAAACCACCUCAAUAUUAACAAGAAAGUCCUUGACCUCUCUGUUCAAAUCAAUUACUACUACCUAUUUACAGAUUUUCAAAUUUGGAAAAGUGCUUCCUUUCUGCACCUAAAAAAUUACCAUAAUUUCUUCUGGCACUCUCCAGCUGGGUUAAUGGAUGAAGACUCCUGCCCUAAUCAAUCAAACCCAAGUUCUUGCUUCAAUCCCAGGAUUGCCAGUUAUCCUCAUGGAUAUUGUUUCUAAUUUGCAGUUGUAAAUUUUGUCAACGUAGUGAAGAUGGUAGAAGUGGAAUGGAUAUUUUUGAGCGUUAAACAUUUUGAAGAGGAUAAUUUUUGUAUUGCCCAAUACAUUCUCUGUGGAUGAUAUUGUCCUAUAAAGCUGUAAUUUAAGUACAAGAUUACAUUGCAGACAAGUCUAAUGACACCCUCUUUUUCAUGAAGUUCCUUCCUAUUUGCUUUAUACACUUUUGAAAAUACAAUAUUUGCUCGUUAAACUUACCCUGGAGUUGACACAGCGUGUGUUUUAUUUUUGUCUAUUGAUAAAAUAUAAAAGAUCGUGGUCCUUUAACAUGCAGUCAGCAUUACAUUCUUUAUCGGCUGUAGAUGUUCUAUGGUUAAGUUCAUAUUGUUACUGUGUUAUCAACUGUUUGCAGCUUUACAAUAGUCGAAGGAUGAAGAACGUGGUAUUUUUGUCAUAGAUCACACGGUACAUAUAGUUCAAAUGCAGAAUGUCUUGUCCAUGAAAUAAAGACUAUUUAAUA